GGCGAACCAGUUGAGCCAAGUAAACCACCAAAGCUUGGUAUCUAUUCAGAGUUUCAUGAGUUUUCUCGAAAACAAAUCAAGUAUUUUAUUGAAACUUUCAAAAGGUUUGAUGAGGACGGCGAUAAUUUUAUCGACUUCAAUGAACUAAAAAGGAUGAUGGAGAAACUUGGUGAACCACAGACACAUAUCGCCUUAAAGACCAUCUUAAAAAUGGUUGACGACGACAAAGAUGGAAAAGUGAAUCUUCGCGAAUUUCUUCUAAUUUUUCGGUACGCAGCCAGCGAACAGCUGUCGUGUUCGCAGGUUUUCAACGAACUGGCAUCAAGUGUCGAUGUAACCAAGGAAGGUGUUAAAGGGGCAGCAAAUUUCUUCCAGGCUAGAAUAGAGGAGCAAACAAAACUGAGCAAAUUUGAAGAAGAAAUACGGGCAGAAAGGGAGGAACGUUUACAGGAAGAGGAGGAAAGAAGGCAACGAAGAAAACAAUUUCUUGCAAAUAAAGCAGCUUUCCAAGGAUAA
This is a messenger RNA of Enterobius vermicularis (human pinworm), 516 nucleotides long. NCBI's taxonomy places the organism in Eukaryota, Metazoa, Nematoda, Chromadorea, Rhabditida, Oxyuridae. The record is from the annotation of a GenBank genome assembly.